Diutina rugosa is the source of this 1488-nucleotide messenger RNA. RefSeq lists its product as uncharacterized. NCBI's taxonomy places the organism in Eukaryota, Fungi, Ascomycota, Pichiomycetes, Serinales, Debaryomycetaceae. The transcript has a single exon. Bases 1 to 1488 code for a protein of 495 amino acids. The record is from RefSeq and is a predicted model, not a curated record.
AUGGUUUGGAGCGAGGAAGAAUCGCGCGUGGUUGAAUUUCAGCGGCUUUGGGACGAGCCCCUCUGGGUCGACCCCGAGACGGACGAAGGGAAGCAAGUGCUUGAACGCACGGCCGAACUCGCCUGGAAACAGCUCCAAUUCACCAAUGACACCAGGCUUACUAUCGUCGCCAAAGAGGGGACCCAACGCCAAAGCACCUACACUGAGGCGAGGUAUCCUAAGCUCACGCCAAAGACGUUGCGUGCUUUUUUGAGUUAUGCCAUUGGCAACGGGUACCAGCUUCACCACGUUGAGCUUGGCGACGUCACCGACGAACUUCCCGAUUUGGACAUCAAGAUGUUUGUGCGCCCCCUCCCCAACGACCCUAUUCUUCUGGAGCAGCCCCGGCCCGGGUUGGUGCCGGUGUACAAGCUUGAAAAGGCUAUUCCUGGGUUGCACCAGUCGCCAAGAAUCUGGUACGAAAAGCUCGACGAAGUGUUGGGGGAUAACGCCUGGCUCUCGUCGGAGGAGGCGCCAAGCACGUUCACCUGCAACCGGUACGACGAGAAUACGUUGCCGGUGGUGGCUGACGGCGACCACUUGAUUGCUGCUGAAAAGGACGAAGGCCAGUAUGAACGAUUUAAGGGUGUGUUGGAUUACGCUUUCGACAAUGAGGAUGUGGGCCCUCCUACGCGCUUAUUGGAUAUCAACAUCGCCUGUGACGACGAUGAAAUUCAUCUUAGCGAUGAGAUUAAGGUGGCGUCGCUUGUGAAGCAGUACAACAUCAAUUGUGACGAAGGGCCCACCGUCGACGAGCCCAUCCCAGCGAACUUUGACUGGUCGCAAUUGCGCAAUAAGGCCGAGUUGUUGGCAGAGAUGAGUGCCGAAGAGAUUGCUGAGGGCAAGCAGUGGGUGCAACUGCGGUUGGCUUCGUUGAAAGCGCUUGCCAAUAGCACUCGUUUCGACUUGAAUGAGGUGGUGGCAAGAUUGGAAGCUUAUCAAGAAUACCCUCAUCCUCGUAUCCAAAAACUUGUGCAACAAGUUCUCCUUUACGUGGCACAACACCCUGAGAAUGGCAUUGACAUGGGAUCCAAGCAGGAGGACAAGAAAACCAUCACCUGCAACGUCAGCACGACGCAAAACCCUAGUGGGAAGCUGGUGAGUUUUGUGGUGUCGACCACGGGGAACAUCGAGUGGGGCUGUCAGAUUGUCGGUGAAUACGAACGCGAAAUCGACGUCCAAGUGGCCGUGCUUUUCGCUGGACUCACCGAGGUGUUACACCUUCGUAAAGUGUGGCAUUUCCUCGAACACAACAACGAUGAGGAAGUUGAACUUACCGAUGACGUGGCGGUGAUUGUCGACAAGCAGGAGUUGUUUGAUUGUGUCUGGCAUAACAACUACAAGCUGAGUUCAUCUGAGCUCGUGGAGAAGUUCCAGUUCAUCCAGGAAAACCUCAACCAGAAAGAGUGGCAGUUCGCCACGGCUUCUGAGCAGGCAGCCUUCAAUUAG